UGCGAUUUUUGCGGAUUAAAAUUCAAACGGAAGGCACACCUAAAUCUGCAUCGCAACAAGCACACAAAGGAAAAACAGUAUGUAUGUCAGAGCUUUGAUCAGCGUAAAAGUAGAAUCAUCGCAUGAAGUAAGGGAAGAAAUUAAAAUCGAAGAACAGAACUGGUCAGAAAUGGUUAAAGAGGAAACACGUUCCGGAAGCAAUCAACAUAUACUGAUGCAAGAGUCAAAGGCCCUUAAAACCAAGAAGCAUAACUGUGGCAUUUGUUCGAAAUCAUUUUUAAGUAAAUCGAACUUGAACAGUCAUUUGACUACGCAUUCAGAAGAUCGUCCUUUUCAAUGCGAUUUUUGUGGUCUAAAAUUCAAGCGAAUGGACAGAUUAAAAAUCCAUCGAAACAAGCAUACGAAAGAAAAGCAGUACAACUGUAAAUACUGCAAUAGGGCAUUUUUGUUUUAUUCAAACUUACAUGACCAUUUGAAAAUACACUCGGAAAAUCGCCCGCAUUCAUGUGAAAUGUGCAAUUUGACAUUCAAAAGGAAAGGUUGUCUAAGACAGCAUCUAAAGGCCCAUUCGACUGAAAAAAAAUACCAGUGUAUGAUUUGUAAAAAAACAUUUCUAUUCAAUUCAAAUUUAAAUGAACAUUUGAAAGCACAUUCAGGCAGUCGCAGUUUUCAAUGUGAUAUUUGCGAUUUAUCAUUUAAACGAAAAGUUACGUUAAAUGUUCACCGAAAUACGCAUACAAAGGAAAAAGAAUACUGCUGUAAGAUUUGUAAUAAAAUAUUUGUUUAUCCACAAAGUUUAAAUCAACAUUUGAAAAUGCACUCGGGAAAUGGCGAUUUUGAAUGUGACAUUUGCCAUCUAGUAUUCAGAAGAAAGUGUAACUUAAACACUCACCGAAAUAGGCAUACGAAAGAAAAACAAUACAGUUGUAAUAUUUGCAGUAAGAUCUUCUUCUCACCACCAACGCUAAAACAGCAUUUGGAAACGCAUUCAGAAGAACGUCGGUUUGAAUGCGAAUUUUGCAAUUCAAAGUUCAAAACAAAAGGUAGUUUAAAAACACAUCUAAAUUUACACACCAAGGAAAAGGAGUAUAAAUGUAAUGUAUGUAGUAAAACUUUCUUUAAUUCGAAAAGCUUGCCAGCGCAUUUGGUCACACACUCAGACGAACGACCCUUUGAAUGCAAUAUUUGUAGUAAAACAUUCAAACUGAAAGAUAAAUUACGAAAACACUGUCGUGCUGUGCAUUGUACAGAGGAUGUUUAAAUUCGCCCAACUAAUAAGUAAUGGAAUUUCACAUUUAGUUUUGUAGCAGUUUUGUGUAUCACAGACUUGUAAGUUAUGCGCCGUUUUACUUAAUUACCUAGUUAUUUAUCAACCUGUUUAGAAUGUAACUUUAUGCACAGUGUUAGAUCUAUAAAAUGUAGUUCUCCUUGUAUAGUUGUAGUUAAUUAUUAUACAGUGUGGCCCGUAAACACGAUCAAACGAGUUCUACGACAUUCUUUGGCUCAAAACGACCAUCUGAUCUAACUUUUCUUAAUAAAAAAUGCCUGUCUCCUCUGCUGGUCAAGCAGACACCCAUAAAAUUUGCAAUGCAAAUGUUCGGAACCAGCAACAUUAAAACAACAUCUGGAGAAAGAAAGGAAAACUUCAGAAUCCAUCUGAAAGCGCAUACAGAAAAAGAGUACAAGUAAGAAAUUUGAGAAAAUAUAUACUUUAAUUGCAUAAA
This is a messenger RNA of Dendroctonus ponderosae (mountain pine beetle), 1724 nucleotides long. RefSeq names its product zinc finger protein OZF-like. The record is from RefSeq and is a predicted model, not a curated record. The coding region runs from base 80 to 1261 and encodes 393 amino acids. NCBI's taxonomy places the organism in Eukaryota, Metazoa, Arthropoda, Insecta, Coleoptera, Curculionidae. The transcript has 2 exons.